This is a messenger RNA of Filobasidium floriforme, 1628 nucleotides long. Its product is annotated as nucleotide-diphospho-sugar transferase. Lineage: Eukaryota; Fungi; Basidiomycota; Tremellomycetes; Filobasidiales; Filobasidiaceae. The transcript has 11 exons. The coding region runs from base 198 to 1499 and encodes 433 amino acids. Gene Ontology annotation, biological process: biosynthetic process. The record is from RefSeq and is a predicted model, not a curated record. Gene Ontology annotation, molecular function: transferase activity. Gene Ontology annotation, cellular component: cytoplasm.
CAGGUCCCCCACAAGGUUUGCCACCGAGAGGGGAGGAGGAGAAGACGACUUUCCGCUUCCGGACGUGUCCGACACGUUCGAACGAGGAGCUAAGUCAACAACUACUAGAGUAGCUAUAGCUAUAGCUAUACAUUAUUCUAUACUUCACCUCGUCUUCUGCAUCUAGAUCACACAUAAGCUACUCGAGACCACAAGCCAUGUCCGCUACCAAAGCUAUCAUCCUCGCUGGAGGUGGGACCAAGGGUGAGUCCGCCCGUUGUCGAAGCAUUGAGACAGCCGUCGAUCCCCGGAGGUUGAUACUCUCUAACCUUCGAUAUGUAUUAGGUACGAGGAUGCGUCCUCUCACCCUGGACACCCCUAAACCCCUCCUCCCUAUCGCUGGCAAGCCGAUGAUCUACCACCCCCUCCUAGCCUUGUCCAAGAUAAAAGGUCUGACCGAGGUCGUCAUCAUCGGGUUCUACGAGGACAGCCUGUUUGCGGAUUUCAUCAAACAGGCCAAGAGGGAGUUUCCCGGGUUGUCUAUCACGUAUCUGAGGGAAUACAGAGCUCUAGGGACCGCUGGGGGGUUGUACCACUUCCGGGACGCAAUCCUCCCCAACCUCAAAGAAUUCUACGUAAUCAACGCCGACAUCUGCUCCUCCUUCCCCCUCUCCGAGCUCUCCGACCUGCAUUCCAAGCACCGGGGCGUAGGUACCAUCUUGGGCGUAAACGUCGCCAAAGACACUGCUACCAAGUAUGGGUGUAUCGUACACGACCCCAGCUCGGCGCAGGUCUUGCAUUACGUGGAGAAGCCGGAAAAGUGGAUUAGCAGUUUGAUCAAUGGGGGCGUUUACUUGUUCGACAGGUCGUUCUUUGACGAGGUCAAGAUCGCCAUGGAGACCAAACAAAAGGAUGCCGCCGAAGACCCCUUUGGCGAACAAGACGACCUCCUCCGUCUCGAACAAGACGUCAUCGUCCCCCUGGCCGCCUCGAAAAAGAUGUUCGUCUACGAAUCCAAAGACUUCUGGCGUCAGAUCAAGACCGCCGGAUCGGCCGUCCCAGCCUCGGCGCUCUACCUGGCUCAGUUCCAGAAGACGAAUUCCAAGCUCCUCACUCCCCCUGGGAAAGCUGGGUCGGGUGGGCCGACGAUCUUGCCACCGGUGUUUAUCGACCCGACGGCAGAGGUCGAUGAGACGGCCAAGAUCGGGCCGAACGUCUCGUUGGGCCCCGCCGUACGGAUCGCCGCUGGAGCUCGAGUCAAGGAUGCCAUCCUCAUGGAAGGAGCGUUCGUCGACAAACACGCCUGCGUGCAGAACGCCAUCGUCGGCAAGGACUGCAAGAUCGGGCAGUGGAGUCGGAUCGACGGAGAACCCGCGGCUAUGGAUGGGGACGGCAAGCAGUUGGAUAUCACCAUCUUGGCUACCAACGUGACCGUCGCCAAGGAGACUGUCAUUCGAUCGUGCAUCGUCCUGCCGAGCAAGACGCUGACCUCCAGCGCCGCCGGAAGGGUCCUCUUGUAAAUUCGCUUAUCGAUCCGCAAGACCUUCUGCUGUAUGGCUUUUGGGCGGGUUUGGAUGUACCGAUGGAUGAACCGUAUGGAUCCACUGAAGAACAGGCCGACGAUCUUCGGCGGACUUGCCAAUCACACA